Messenger RNA from Gadus macrocephalus (Pacific cod), 4123 nucleotides. RefSeq names its product caprin family member 2 (gene caprin2). NCBI's taxonomy places the organism in Eukaryota, Metazoa, Chordata, Actinopteri, Gadiformes, Gadidae. The transcript has 20 exons. Gene Ontology annotation, biological process: positive regulation of canonical Wnt signaling pathway. The coding region runs from base 228 to 3278 and encodes 1016 amino acids. Gene Ontology annotation, cellular component: cytoplasm. The record is from RefSeq and is a predicted model, not a curated record. Gene Ontology annotation, molecular function: signaling receptor binding.
GCGAGCACCGGCCGCGCCUCUUUAAAAGGCGUCUCGCGGUCGGCGGUCAGUCCCGGUGACGUCAGAGGGCCAAGACGGCGUGGUACUGGAUCGUCAUCGCAGAGAACGACGCGGAUCAAAGACACGAGAGUCACUCACGCGGUGGGCCAGACCUCGACCCGCACCCCGGGAGACAGAGUUCUGAACACGAGUCCACUUUGUUGGUCAACAGCGAGGAUCUCGACAUCAUGGUGCAGCUGUCUCCCUCCCCGACCCGGCUCGUCGGCUCCGCGGCCGGGUGUCCCGUAGUGGGGGACCCCCCGGAGACCUACAGCCCGAAGACGGGCUCUCCCGGUAGCCUUAGCCCCCUCCACCUCCACCUGGAGGUGUCCACCGCCUACCAGGGCUACGACAACUACAUAGAGGACGGGCUUAUCUGCCUCAAACACAAGAUCCGCAAUAUGGACAAGAGAAAGCUGAAACUAGAACACUACAUGAAGUGGGUGGAGAACGGAGGCACUCUGAACAAGGACCAGAUGGAUGCAGUGGGGCAGUACCAGGAGCUGAUUCACAACCUGGCGUUUGCUCAGGAGAUGCACUGCAGUCUGGACGUCCUGACCCAGAGCCUCCUCCGGGCCCAGAAGAAGGCUGCCGAGAAGGAGCAGCAGGAGAGGGUGGAGGAGGAGAGGAGGCGGCUGAGCACGGUGCUCCGCUUCCAGCACCUCCUGGCCAGCCUCCAGCAGGAGCAGACCCAGGGAGACCUGCUGGAGGGGCGCGGGCAGGCCCCCCGGGUCUCCCCCCAGCGGCUGGACAGCCUCACCCAGCUCUCUGGCCUCCUGGGGCUGGGCCAGAGAGAUUCCCUGCUGAGCGUGGCCAAACAGAUGGAGAAGGCUGCGCUGCUGUACUUUGACCUGCUGGAGGCAAAGCACACGCCAGUGGCCGGUUCUACCUUUAAAGACCUGAAGGAGCAGCUCACCUCGUUCCUGGACUGCGAGUACUUCAAGGUUCUGCGUCCGCUUCCGCCGCCCAGCAGGGCUCCAGUCGUUAUUCCCAGCCCUCCCAUCCACACCAUCAUAUCGCAGCCAAAAACAAAGGAAACGCCUAAAAGCAAGCCGGUCAGCAGGCCGCGGAUCACCGUCACACAGACCGCUCCCCCCCCCCCGCCGCACCCCAACCUGAAGGCGGAGUUCCUGGCCAUGAAGGAGCGUGAGCCCCCGGACUCCUGGGACGUGGAGUUCCUGUCGGACCGACCCUUGACCCCCAAGCCCUCAAAAGGCGCGGCCACCUUCAUCCCCAGAGGAGCGGAGCCCAAACCCCUGCCCAUCAGACCCAAACGGAAGAAAGGGAAGAAAGCCAAAGGAUCCCAGAGUGUCAAACUGGCUGCCAUCGUGGUCGCCCCCUUAGAGGUGUUCAACUCUCAGGCGGUCCUGCCCAACGACCCGGUUCUCAGGAAACAACAAUUGGAAGUCCUGUUGCACAAAAUCCACGGCUCCUUCAGUUUCAUGCAGGAGUCUCAUCUGGAUCCCGAGGGGUUCCCCAUCGAUGGACACGCUCGCCUGGGCUGCAGAGCGUCUGGUUCUCCCCCUCUUCUUGGUAGCUCACACACGCUUGGAUGUCCGUCGGAUUCAGUUUCCCAUUUGUCGCACUCUUUGACACCGUUUUCCGCUACAGAAGCGAAGCAGGAGCUGAUUAAAAGCCCGAUGGAGCUGAUUAAAAGCCCGAUGGAGCUGAUUAAAAGCCCGAUGGAGCUGAUUAAAAGCCCGAUGGAGCUGAUUAAAAGCCCGAUGGAGCUGAUUAAAAGCCCGAUGGAGCUGAUUAAAAGCCCGAUGGAGCUGAUUAAAAGCCCGAUAGAGGUGAUUAAAAGCCCGAUAGAGGUUCUUCCAGAAAUGAUGCAGUCCACUCCCCUGCCUGCCAGACGCUUGGAGGGCAGAGCCAGUUUGACCAAUGGAGAGCAGGCUCUGAACUUAUGUGACCUAAGUUUCCCAGCAAGAGAUGUUUCUAACGAGUCUCUGCAGCUGGACGUCCAGACCCUGGUCUCUCCUCCGCUGGUCUCUCCAACCCUGGUCUCUCCUCCACUGUACCGGCGCGACUCGGUCAACUCCGUCUCCCCCGAGAACCGCAGUCUCCCACGGACGCCGGUGAUGGACUCGGGGAAACAGUCCCCCUGUAACGGGGUGUCCUCCCCCUCCGUGACCCCCCAGGGUCACUCGUUCUCCACGCCACCUGCCCGCCGUGCCCUGAUCGCUGACCAGUUCCAGUCGGUUUUCAAGUUAACCGGAUCUGAGUCUCCGACCGGGGAAUUGGGCUACGAAACGGAGACCAGCUACAACACGGCCAGCACCCAGACACCCCCAGAGUUCGCCCCCUCCGACGACGAGCCCCAGUCCGCGUACCAGUCGGACUGCCCGGUGGACGGCGGCGGUCAGGUAUUUCUGUCCCCCAGCCAGCCCAGCGCCGGGCGGGCGUACCACGGCAGAGGCUACGCACGAGGUACGCCGCGGGGCAGCAAGGGCCCCACUUACUCCUCUCGCUCUCCCUGGUGGCUGCGAGGACCGGCCUUCGUUCAGGGGGUUCCCCACAGAGAUCCCGGACCCCUGCUGUAUGGAGCCAGGGAGUCUGUUUUCCAGCACGGCUACAGGCGAGGAGGGGCGGCCAGACACAACUCCAGCGGUUGGAGCGACUCCUCGCAGGUGAGCAGCCCCGACCGCGACGGGGUGUACCCCCUGUUGGAUUCGGGGCACGGCGACUCCCUGUCCGUCUCCACCCUGGAGGUUCCGGUCACGCCCCAUCACCACCACCACCACCACCACCACCCCCAGCAGCAGCAGCACCAUCCCCACACCCACCCCCAGCACCAGCCGACCCUGCUGCCCGUGCCCAUGUACCCGUUGACCCAGCCGAUCCGCGUGGCCUUCACCGCCUCCCGCACGGCCAACUUCGCCCCGGGCAACCUGGACCAGACCGUGGUGUUCGACCAGCUGCACACCAACGUGGGCGAGACGUACGACGCCCGCGUGGGCCGCUUCACCUGCCCGGUGGCGGGCGCCUACGUCUUCCUCUUCCACAUCCUCAAGCUGGCCAUCAACGUGCCGCUCUACGUCAACCUCAUGUGCAACGACGAGGUGAUGGUGUCGGCGUACGCCAACGACGGCGCGCCGGACCACGAGACGGCCAGCAACCACGCCAUCCUGCCGCUGUACCCCGGGGACCAGGUGUGGCUGCGGCUGCACCGCGGGGCCAUCUACGGAAGCACCUGGAAGUACAGCACCUUCUCAGGGUUCCUGCUCUACCAGGACUGAGGACCCCUAGCGGUCCACCAGGACCUGGCACCUCCUCAGCCUCCUGCUCCACCAGGGCAUGGAAGAACCACACCCUCUCAAGCUUCCUGCCGUACCUGGAUGAACGGCACCUUAAGCUACCCUGCCGUACCUGGAAGAACGGGACCUUCUCAGGCUUCCUGCCGUACCAGGGCAAGGAGGUACUGCACCUUCUCGGGCUUCCGGCUCCACCAGGACUGAGGCUCUAUGUGGGAAACGCACACACAAACAAUUCUGUGCUAAGAUGUCGCUAUGCUUUGGCAUAGUUUGCGCUUCUUGAUCCAGCGCUGUGGAGGUGUCCAUUGGCAGAAAAAACAGGACUUGACCGCUCACUCCGGGCCUUCAUGAGUUGAUGGUGUUUACGGCCGUGUGUCCCUGUCCAAUGGUGCCAGGGUUCCUCCAUAACACGGGCCUGAUGGCUCCAGGUGUUGGUGCUCUCGUGUCACUACCUGGUCAGACCAUGAGUGGGUGACACCACUGAGACCUCUGCUGUAACUUUACAACUGUGCCUUUCCCCCCCAAAUGGCUCGCUGAUGACUGAUUGGCUCACUGACGAGCUUGGCUUGCUGAUGACUGAAUUAUGGCUUUAUUUAUGGAACUUGAGUGAAACAGACUUUUGAAACAAGCGCUUAGCUGUGAUGCUAAACUUAGACAUGUCUGUUAAGUGUCCUGCGUGUGUGUGUGUGUGAGCGAUGGCACAUGAGAACGGUGGGGGUGGGUCCUUGGUGAUGGGUGUUGGUGUUUGAACACAUAAUUGCGCCAAAGAGGGCUACAGCAAUGCAUUGUGGUCCGUUGACGUGCCUGAAUAAUAAAGAUAUAAAAAUACA